CAUUAGCUAUUAUCAACAUAUUUUUGGCAUUUAAGUAGUUUAUGCAAUAAUUUGUGCUUAAAUGUUGUCCCACAAGGCUACCCGGACAUUCAGAAUCUAAGAAAAUCGUGUAAUGCACUUGAAACGCUGCAACGGCAGCCUGGACAAAUAUUUGGUGCCUAACGUACAAACAAACAACAAAAGUAAAAACAUAAAUCAGGAACGGAAAACCUGCAUAAAAUGUCCACUGAUGAGUGCACGUCAUGGCGAGAGCACGUCAUAAAAUGUCUGCGUGAACGUAAUAGCAAGGAAUGCGAUAACUUCAAGGAGAUCAUUUUGCAGAAUAAUCGGCUCAUUGGUCAAUGUGCACAACUCAAAUCGGACAAUUUAAAACUGUCGGUCGAAAAUGAGCAGCUGCGCAAUUCCGUGUCAACAGGUGGUGCAGGCCCUAAUGUAGCUAUUGUGACGUUGGAGAAAAAACUGCUCGAGGAGCUGACCGAGCUGCACAAACGGAAGGGCGAGAACUCGCAGAUGAUCGUGGACUUAAAUGUCAAAGUGGAGCAGCAGAAGAAGCUUAUUGCUGAAAAAGAGCAGAGCCUUUUCGAACAACAAACUGCCAAUAACCGCCUACGUGCAGAGGUCCAAAUGUUACACUCCAAUCUUGAAGAACUUAAGAAACUAAAUACCACAAUGCUGGACGAGCACACAGCCCUGCAUUUGGCAUUCAGUGCUUCCGAGGAGAAGCUUAGAAGUGUACAGGAUGAAAAUCGAUGUCUGCUCGAUCGUUUAAUGCGCUACAAGUCUAAGGAUGCUGAUAAAUUAAACGAAGAGAACGAAAGUAUUUUACGAAAAAGACUGCCGUCAAUUUUCAGAAAACGUUCGGAUAAAUUGAAACGAGACAUCGAAGACGCUGUCCGAGAACCCGGCUCAUCAAAUAAUUUUAGUUCGCCUGUGCCACGCAGUUCGACAAGUCCAGUGCCAUUUGGGAGCUGCGCUGUUAGCGACAACGAGUGCGAGGAAGCGUCUAUAAACGGUGCCAUGGACGCCCUGGGAAUGGGUGACGAUGACUAUAUAAGUGGGCGUUUCUCGGCCGGAGAGGCUGAGACGGCCCGCCCAUCGAUAGACACACUUAAAGCUGCUGGUUAUUUAGGACAACCAAACCCGACAAAAAUAAUAAUGAAAUUUGAGGCCCAUGAGAAUGAGUCUCAUGCAGUGCGAUGGAGUCCCGUUGAACGGAUGGUAGCUACAGGUGGUGCCGAUCGCAAGGUCAAGCUAUGGGAUGUGGGGAAGGCUUCUACGGAGCCGCGUGCUGUGCUCAGCGGUAGCAGUGCUGGCAUAAACUCCGUAGAUUUUGAUUCAACGGGCACCUACAUAUUAGGUACAUCAAAUGACUAUGGGGCCAGAGUGUGGACUGUAAUGGAUAAUCGGUUAAGGCACACGCUAACCGGACACAGCGGAAAAGUUAUGGCCGCAAAGUAUGUGCAAGAACCAAUAAAAGUGGUCACCGGAAGCCACGACCGAACGCUUAAGAUCUGGGACUUACGUAGCAUAGCAUGUAUAGAGACGAAGUUUGCGGGUUCCAGCUGCAACGACUUAGUCACCACAGAUAGCCUCGGAUCCACGAUUAUCAGUGGGCAUUAUGAUAAAAAAAUACGCUUCUGGGACAUACGCACCGAGAAACAGGCGGAUGAUGUGAUCAUGCCGGCAAAAAUCACUUCAUUGGAUUUAUCAAAAGAUUGCAAUUACCUCAUAUGUUCAGUAAGAGAUGAUACAAUAAAACUUUUAGAUUUACGUAAAAAUCUAGUGAUUUCCACAUUCACAAACGAACACUUUAAAGUUAGUUGUGAUUUUGCGCGCGCAACCUUUAAUUCAAACGCAUCAAAGAUUGCCUGCGGCUCGGCGGAUGGUGCAAUUUACAUAUGGAAUAUAAAUGGGUUUUUGGAGACAACGCUUAAGGGGCACAGUUUUGGUUCGGGCUUCUUCCACAGCACGGCGGUCAAUGCAGUCAGCUGGAGCCCCAAUAGCAAUUCUCUGGCAUCCGUGGGCAAGAGCAAACGCUGUAUAAUCUAUUCAAACUCGUAGCCUUCAAAGCCAAUGAUAGGUAAUAAUAAAGUCUAUUUGCCAUUAGAUGGCUGGUUAAUAACAUUUGAAAGGAUAAGCUUAUGCUAAACGUGAUUGAAAACAUCACCUUUUUACCUUCAAUGCAGCUUCGUUUUGGUUUUUAUAAGGACUUUACUAAAGUUGUGAACUUAAGAUUGACAGAAAUCGAUUACCAAAAACAAAAGGAUUUAAUAAAUUGUAUAAAAUAUAAUAUACUUACUUGUAAA
Scaptodrosophila lebanonensis is the source of this 2306-nucleotide messenger RNA. It is a transcript of the gene Atg16, whose product is annotated as autophagy-related protein 16. Gene Ontology annotation, biological process: autophagosome assembly. Gene Ontology annotation, molecular function: protein binding. The transcript is spliced from 10 exons. The coding region runs from base 220 to 2061 and encodes 613 amino acids. The record is from RefSeq and is a predicted model, not a curated record. Gene Ontology annotation, cellular component: autophagosome membrane. Lineage: Eukaryota; Metazoa; Arthropoda; Insecta; Diptera; Drosophilidae.